Molecule: messenger RNA, 735 nt
Organism: Symbiodinium necroappetens
Lineage: Eukaryota; Dinophyceae; Suessiales; Symbiodiniaceae
Source: the annotation of a GenBank genome assembly
AUGUCCAGGCGAAGACCGAGUGGAGAGCGAUCGCAGCCAUUUGAUCGGCGCCUCCAUUUGUGGGAAGUGCAACACCAGGCUGCAAAACAGAAGCACAUGCAAGCAAGGCAAGAAAAGGAGAUGCAAGAGCUGGAUGAAUGCACUUUUCAGCCAUCCAUAAAUGCGCGCUCCGAGUACUAUGCCAGACGGUCUCGUAGCUGCUUCGUUGAGUCCCUGCCAGAACGUUUGUACCACGAGGCUGACAAGCGGGCGAGCCUGAGGAACAAAGCCAAGGAGCUCAUGGAGGCAGACGCCUUGUGCUCCUACACCUUCCAGCCCAACAUCAACCCGAGCAGAGGAGCCAAUAGAGCGCCACUACACCUUCGAGCUGAGGAGCUUCGCCAAAGACGCGAGCAGAGAGUGCGCAGUGCGCAAAUAGCCGAGGAGAGACGCUCUGGCAGCUUGUUCCAGCCAAAGAUCUCCAACCGCAGCGAGCGGAUCGUUCAGAAGAAGCGUGACAUGCUGUACAGGUGCGCAUCACAGGGCCAGGUCGAUUGCCUGAGGCAGCUUGGCCCUGUUGAGGAACGACUCUAUGCCGAGGCACACGAGAAAGAGCAGCGGCGUGCUGCACUGCAGGACUUUCACCAAGAGUUGGUACAAUCCUUCCCCAGCGUUGACGACACGUCGAGGCCCAUAUGCUUCUUGUCGGUGAGUGCUUUUGUCUUUGCAACAGUCCUGCGGCGACACAGCUGCUAA